GGAAACUUACCUAAAGAAGCUGUUGAUUCAUUGCUCAAGUGGUUAUUCGAUAACUUUAGUCAUCCAUAUCCUUCAGAUGCAGAGAAAGAUGUAUUGGCUGAAGAAACAAAUCUUACCUUAACACAAGUCAACAAUUGGUUCAUCAAUGCAAGAAGGAGAAUAUGG
Molecule: messenger RNA, 165 nt
Organism: Naegleria gruberi
Lineage: Eukaryota; Heterolobosea; Eutetramitea; Acrasida; Naegleriidae
Exons: 1
Biological process (GO): regulation of DNA-templated transcription
Molecular function (GO): DNA binding
Source: RefSeq, a predicted model, not a curated record